Fonsecaea nubica is the source of this 2091-nucleotide messenger RNA. RefSeq lists its product as hypothetical. Bases 1 to 2091 code for a protein of 696 amino acids. Gene Ontology annotation, biological process: tricarboxylic acid cycle. The record is from RefSeq and is a predicted model, not a curated record. NCBI's taxonomy places the organism in Eukaryota, Fungi, Ascomycota, Eurotiomycetes, Chaetothyriales, Herpotrichiellaceae. Gene Ontology annotation, molecular function: succinate-CoA ligase (GDP-forming) activity; succinate-CoA ligase (ADP-forming) activity. Gene Ontology annotation, cellular component: mitochondrion; succinate-CoA ligase complex (ADP-forming). The transcript has 2 exons.
AUGACCAGAAUCAUUUUGCCGAGGGGACUCAGAUCCCAGAAAGCCUCGUGGUCGGUCCUGUACAAACACGGCGUCUGUGGAAAUGUCGCCCCGUUCUCGACGUCUGCUCGACGGCGGAGCUAUGCCGACACAAUCAAUAACCUCAAGAUCGGGAAGCAUACUCGCGUGCUCUAUCAGGGCUUUACCGGACGACAAGCCACGAUGAAUGCCCAGGAAUCUCUCGACUUCGGUACCAAUAUUGUUGGUGGAGUCAAACCCGGAGUGGAGGGUGAGCAUCUGGGUUUACCAGUUCUUCCCAGUGUCAGAGCUGCUGUUGAGAAGCUGAAGCCUGAUGCCAGCGCCAUCUACGUCCCGGGGAAUGGCACCGUCAAGGCCAUGGAGGAAGCCAUUGAGAACGAAAUCCCCCUCAUCGUGGCGGUUGCCGAGCACAUACCUGUACACGACAUCCUGAGGAUACACCAAAUGCUACGAACACAGUCGAAGACGAGGUUGGUGGGCGCAAAUUGUCCUGGAAUCAUCAACGUCCACGGCCGAUGUCGCCUGGGAUUCCAACCUCUACCAUUCUUUAUGGAAGGCAACGUUGGCAUUAUCGCCAAAUCGGGCACAUUGAGCUAUGAAGCUGUCGCGUCCACGACACGAGCGGGACUGGGUCAGACAUAUGCAAUCAGCAUGGGCGGUGAUGUUCUUGCAGGGACCACUUUCACAGAAGCCUUUCAAGUCCUGGUCGAGGAUGAGAAGACUGAGGGCAUCAUCAUGAUUGGGGAAGUUGGGGGAAGCGCCGAGUUAAGAGCAGCAGAGUGGAUCAAAGACUAUCAGCGGCGGACUGCAAACCCCAAACCCUUCAUGUCGGUCAUUGGUGGCGUCGAAGCUCCGCCUGGGCGGAUUAUGGGCCAUGCAGGAGCAUGGGCUGCUCCCGGAGAAGCCACUGCGGCACAAAAGAUCAAAAUUCUGGAAGACGUCGGAGUGAAGGUUGUUGACCAUCCAGAGAAAUUGGGUGAGGGCAUGAAGAAGUUGCUCGCUGAGCGAUCCAAAUCGGGCUCCAACGGCAGGACAGGGUCAUCAGCCGCAUCGCAGCGGAGAGGUUACCACACAAUGCGGACGCGCCCUCGACUGGUUGACACGCGAUUCACCCCUCAGCAGCGGCGUAACUUGUACAUCAAACCUUCGCAAGCCUUUGACAUGUUGAAGCAGAGGGGAAUACCCACGGUUGACAACCCCACAGAACUACAGGAGAAGUUCGUUGCCAUCUCUAUUGAUCGGGAAGCACGGCAGCCUUGCAUCAUAGCCUCACCCACCACAGAUCCAUCACAGGCAUUCGCCAAGUCGAAAAAGUUUCCCUUCGCUUACGGGACAGAUGAAGCGACCUCAGAUGCAAUGCUUCAGACGGUAUCGUCACAUUUGGGUGUUUCCGGAAAGGGCAAGCAUUCCCUGGGUAGACUUAUUGCGGAGCUGGUCGAUAUCUUCAUGUCCAAAGAAGCUUUUGUGUUACAGACCAAAAUCGUGAUCGACAACGAAGGAGGCCUCCAGGUCCAAGGCGCCAAGUUUGGGUUUGACGACGCGGCUUUCAGAAGCUCAGGACGACAGGCAGAUGUCCAUGCUCUCCGGGAUAUCAAUAGCGAGGUGCGUGAAGAAGUCGAGGCUGAGAAAGAGGGCAUGAUCUAUGUCAAAUUAGCAGGAGAGGGCACGCUGGCAACUAUUGUCAAUGGCGCAGGGCUGGCCAUGAACACAGUCGAUGCAUUGGUGGCUCGAGGUGGACACCCGGCAAAUUUCAUGGACACCGGCGGCAAAGCCACUUCCGAUACCAUCAAGGCAGGCUUCAGAAUCGUGACUUCGGACCCUCGAGUCAAGUGUAUAUUUGUGAAUAUCUUUGGUGGCUUGACCCUGGGCGACAUGAUUGCUCGAGGGAUCCUGCUGGCCUUCAAGGACUUGGAUCUGCAGGUCCCCGUGGUCGUUCGUAUCCGAGGAACCAGGGAGGCCGAGGGACAGAAACUCAUCCGGGAAAGUGGUCUCAAGCUCGAUGCUUUUGAUUCUUUUGAAGAAGCAGCUGCCCGCGCAAUUGCACUGGCAAACGGAACGGCGAAGAUGGAAUAG